AUGGGCUACAGACAAUUCCUUUAUCUGAGCCUUCUUUUCGGCACCAUCCUGACUCCACCGGUAGCUGCCAAGCACUGCUACUACUAUGAUCUGACAGACACCCAACAGUGUGUGGGCAUCCUAAUGCACUGUGGCAAGGAAGAAGACUGCUACCAGGGCCAAGGUAUUGCCAGAGGCAUCUCUCACAUCAUCAGCAAGAGCUGUGUGGAGGCAACUAACUGCGGAAGGGAGCUAAGUGUUGACUAUAUGGGAGUCACUUAUAAGUUCAUGACCUACUGCUGCAGCGAGGAACUCUGCAAUGCCAGUCCGCCAGGCCCGAUGCAGGCUGAACCAGACCGAAAUAUUGUUGCAGCAAGCGUGGGCCUAGUCUUGCUUUUGAGCUGGCUGCUUUAA
This is a messenger RNA of Trichosurus vulpecula (common brushtail), 393 nucleotides long. RefSeq names its product sperm acrosome membrane-associated protein 4-like. The transcript has a single exon. Lineage: Eukaryota; Metazoa; Chordata; Mammalia; Diprotodontia; Phalangeridae. The record is from RefSeq and is a predicted model, not a curated record. The coding region runs from base 1 to 393 and encodes 130 amino acids.